Kockovaella imperatae is the source of this 1098-nucleotide messenger RNA. RefSeq lists its product as hypothetical. The record is from RefSeq and is a predicted model, not a curated record. The coding region runs from base 1 to 1098 and encodes 365 amino acids. NCBI's taxonomy places the organism in Eukaryota, Fungi, Basidiomycota, Tremellomycetes, Tremellales, Cuniculitremaceae. The transcript is spliced from 3 exons.
AUGGACCUUUCGGGCCCGGUGAAGCUGAAUGUGCGUGUGAGGACGAGAUCGCAGAGCGCAGGAUGGGCUGUGAAUAGAGAUCCAACAGAGGCCGUAUCUACCAAUUCAAAGCCACUACCUGAGGACAACAUCUCUCGAAAUACACAUCCAUCAUCGAAGAAGGCUAUUCUUCUUGAUGACAUUAGUAGUAACUUGACGGAGGAUGACCGGUCCAUGGCGAGUCAGUCGGAGAACGAGCUAGAGAUCCCGAUGAUUGCCGCCAGUGCGAGAACGAUCACAUCGCAGGAGGAGCCAGGAGUUUCCUCCAAGCCUCUCAAGGCAGAACAUAUAUCCCUAGAGACCGUAUUGGCCGACUCCAGCCCCGCUCCGGCUCAAGCACUUGGCACACACACACAAGAGGAGCACCAACUUGGACACUCAGGUCAAGAGGACGGGCUCUCCUUUGAGCCACAACCUGCAUCGACUCACGAGACCGCAAGACCGUCAGUCAGAUUCCAAGAGGGAGGAGAUGUGAUGAUUCCGCAAGUUCUCAGCUCAAUCCUGAAAAAUCCGCAAAGCGCCCGGCUGCCGGAGAGCGAGAACGCAUCAGUGGCGAUUAGCCCUUCGUCGCGUCCGAAACGCAAGCAAGCGACCGACCAUCGCAAGGACACUCCGAUCUCGAAGCGAAGGAAGGUCGUGACCGGAAAUGAGCCAUUGCUAUACUCGCUUGAAGAUUUUCAAGGCGCAAUGUGUCUCUUGGAGUUACGUCUAGCAGGCAGAGAGGCCGUGCUUCCCUCCGUGGUGCUCAACGCCGCCCCUGAAGUGGAGAUUGCUGAACCAAUCAGUGGUGACCCGCCUCAGAUUCCAGAUCCCUGCCCAUCGCAAAACCGACAAGCGACAACUUCCACUCGACAGAUGGAUUCGGGAUCGGAGUCAGAGCAGCGAGGAGUUGAGCCGUUGGGCAACGAGGGAGAGAAGCUGGAGACCUCCUCAGAACGCAUCCAGAGUCUGUACAAAAGAUUCUCGUUUGUGCCCCGGUCCACGUGCGUGAAGAAUUACGCCAUGACGCCAGACUCUGACGAGGAUAAUAUAGUGAUACCGCGACCGAAUACAUCUUGA